Siniperca chuatsi (mandarin fish) is the source of this 3616-nucleotide messenger RNA. It is a transcript of the gene ubash3ba, whose product is annotated as ubiquitin associated and SH3 domain containing Ba. Gene Ontology annotation, molecular function: protein binding. The transcript has 14 exons. Lineage: Eukaryota; Metazoa; Chordata; Actinopteri; Centrarchiformes; Sinipercidae. Bases 669 to 2597 code for a protein of 642 amino acids. The record is from RefSeq and is a predicted model, not a curated record.
CCACUUUCGCAGACAGGAAGUGUGACCAACUUUUUCCACCAUCCAGCUAUACUUGGACAUUUUUCAUCAUACUGCCUCAACUAAUGUGAUUCAUUUCAGUGUACAAGUGUAACAACAGCACGUCUAACCGAGAAGAGUUUACUUUCAGUUUAACUCGUGUUCCGCACAGAUUUUCCUGUCCUCUCGCAAACUGUGUACUGUCCCUUUAAGUUGGAACAUUUAACAGGCUGAACCUCCGCUCACUCAGGACCCAUUCAUAAAUAAGAGAUCGUAUGGAAAGGUAGCUCAUAUAGUCGCAUCUGAUUCCUCAUGCAGCGCACCGGAUGCGAGGGGCGAGUAGGAACCAGACACGUUCACCGCGGUCGGGGACUGUGAAUCGGGGGCACGGCUGAGAGAGCAGGAGUGACUUUCCAUGGCUGACCCCCCUGCUGAUGGUUUUGACUUCAUGUGCGAGCCGUCAGGAGGCAGCUUGAUCCAGCUCAGAGCAUUUGGCAAACCCAGAAAAAUGCUCGUUUCCUCGCGGGGUUUGGUGUUUUCUACGUGCUUCCGCUUAAGACAAGUCAUCCUGGUGUAGAAAGUCUACCGCUCCCAUCCUUCCCUCUUUUUUCUUUUUUCUUUUUUUUCACCAGAGGAGCCGAGGAUCUCCCAUACCGAUGGAGCAGUGAGUUAUGGCAGCUAAAGAGGAACUGUAUGCCAAAGUGACCCCGCGGAGGCAGCGCCAGAGCCGGCCAAGCAACGUCAAACAUGGGUCCCCUCUGGACGUGCUGCUGUCCAUGGGCUUCCCCAAGACCAGGGCCUUGAAAGCUCUGGUUUCGACAGGAGGGAAAAACGUCCAGGCAGCUUGUGACUGGCUCUUCUCCCACGUGGAUGACCCGUUUUUGGACGACCCUCUGCCCAGAGAGUAUGUGUUAUAUCUGCGACCCUCUGGGCCGCUGCUCCAGCAGCUCUCGCACUUCUGGCAGCAGUCCCGUCUCUCCUGUGGCAAGAAUAAGGCACACAACAUCUUCCCCCACAUCACCCUCUGCCAGUUCUUCAUGUGUGCCGAUGGGAAGGUGGAGGCUCUGUGCGAUGUUCUCCAGACCACCGUGGCCAAGUGGAAGGCUCGUAUACCCAUGCCCCUCCCACUGGAGCUCUACACCUCCUCAACCUUCAUUGGCCUCUUUGUGGAGGAGCAGGUGGCAGAGAUCCUGAAGGGUUUUGCUGCCGAUUUUGCCACUGAAGCAGCAGCUAAAGCAGAUGUUCAUGUUGAGCCCCAUAAGAAACAACUUCAUGUCACUUUGGCAUACCACUUCCAAGCCGGUCACCUUCCAGUUUUGGAGAAGUUGGCCAAAAGCGUCGAUGUGUCUUCAGGCUGUGACUGGCUGGCUGUGCUCUUCUCCCGGGAUAUUCGGUUUGCUAAUCACGAGACACUGCAAGUCAUGUACCCAUAUGUGCCUCAGAAUGACGAUGAGCUUGAGCUGGGGCCAGGUGACUUUAUCUUCAUGUCUCCGGUGGAGCAGAGCAGUGCCAGUGAGGGCUGGGUGUACGGCACCUCGCUGGGCACGGGGAUGUCGGGCCUGCUGCCUGAGAACUACGUCAACCGCGCUGACGAGUCUGACACCUGGGUUGUCCAUGGGUCUCACUCUAUUCUCAACUGUGCCUCUCCGUCUUACUCCGGCAGCACUGUGGGUGGGUUAUUAUUUGAUGGACAGCUGAAUGACUGUCUAUUUGACAGUCUCAUGGAUCCUCCCAGCCUCACUGGCCUCUAUCCUCCUAUGCAGGUGUUGAGGCCAACUAGUCAGUCCUCCCUGUCCAAGAUGAGACUGUUUGUGUGUCGCCAUGGGGAGAGGAUGGACGUGGUGUUCGGGAAACACUGGGUCACUCAGUGCUUUGACAUCAAAGGCCGAUACAUUCGCUCUAAUCUCAACAUGCCGCCAAACCUGCCAGCUAGAAGCGGAGGUCACCGGGACUAUGAUAAAGAUUGUCCAAUUACUGUGUUUGGCUCCACCCAGGCCCGUCUUGUUGGUGAAGCCCUGUUGGAAAGCCACGCGACAGUAGACUUUGUUUACUGCUCUCCUUCUCUUCGCUGCGUCCAGACUGCUCAGCACAUUCUGCAGGGUCUCCAGCAAGAGGGAAAGACAAAGAUCCGUGUGGAGCCCGGAUUGUUUGAAUGGACCAAGUGGGUUUCAGGCACAUGUUUACCCACCUGGAUCCCCCCAGCUGAGCUGGCUGCUGCUAACCUGAGUGUGGACACAACAUACAGACCUCAUAUUCCCAUAAGUAAGUUGGCGGUGUCAGAGUCCUAUGACACCUACAUCAGCAGGAGCUUCCAAGUAACCAGAGAGAUCCUGGCAGAGUGCAAAACCCUGGGAAACACGGUCCUGAUUGUGGCCCAUGCUUCCUCCCUGGAGGCUUGUACUCGCCAGAUACAAGGCCUCAGCCCCCAAAACGCCAAGGACUUUGUCCAAGUUGUCCGAAAGAUUCCUUAUUUGGGUUUUUGUGCUUCUGAAGAAAUGGGAGAGACCGGGGUGUGGCAGCUGGUCGACCCACCCAUCUUGCCUCUGACACACGGACCCAAUCACAGUUUCAACUGGAGGGAAAUGCUAUUGCAAGAUUGAAAGAUAUGGCUCGCUAUCUUUUGCCGGUCCCGAACCGCUGAAAAAAUAUUUAUUUUUAACCCACACUGCUAUAAAUUAAACUACCAAAAAAAAAAAAAAACAAAAAAAAAAAUGUCUGGCUUCCGUCACAGACACACAGACAUCAUGCAAAAAAAAUUAAAGUGCAUUCAUUGAAGCAAAUGUAUUCAGACGCACUGCUCAGGAAUGAGAAAAUACAGUUUGUGUGGAGAUCACAGCAAAAAUGAGCUACAGAUUGGAUGGCAGUUUGUCGCGUUUCCCUCAACGUUCCACUUCUUAGCCCAAAAUGUGGAGGUGCUACGAGAAAUCCAGAUAUUUCUUGAUGGUUGCUGAUGAAUCAGGUUUUAUGCCAUGAGAAGGUGUGAUUAAGUUCCGUCUGUGGCUCCUCCUCAGGUGGGGCUGUGAAGACUUCGUGUUCUUUUGUGUUCUGCUGCCUUUUCACACACUGUGACGAGAAUUAGAUGAGAAAGAAAUAUUUUUCCAAGUGUCCGAAAUUAUUAUUUAACUUGUAGCUACAGCCCUUCCUGCGAAAAAGCACAAAAGAAAUGUUGACAAUCAGACAGGGGAAAACUGAUCUUCAUUGUUUCUGGUGCUGAGGUGGGUAGUUUAUGAUACCUGUUUUAUUUCUGUAAAUGUCAUAUCAUUAAGUGAUUCUUCUAAGUUAACAUUUAUGUGCCCACAUUAAUCAUUUAACCUUCCUGUAAGGCCAUGAUCCACAGGCAUUAUGUGGAGGCAAUGCAGUUUUGAUUACCAUCACAGGAGCAACCAAGUCAAUAUGGCUAAAGAAAAUUAAUAUAAUGAAAUACAGACUGCUGUUGGGUUGCAUUGACUAAAACUUUUGUUUGUUUAUCAUGACCCUGACACACAUGCUUUUCAAACUCUUGGUGCAUUUAAUUUUCUUGGUCAUGUCAGAAGAUUUAAGUGCUUACUGCCUAUACCAAUUAUUUGUUGUAUGACUCAGAAAAUCUAUUGAUACUGAAUAAAGCAAGGUUGUGGAGUUA